AUGGCAUUUUCUCACCGGGAGGAGAUGAAGCAACUCUUCCGCGUCUUGGACAACGACGGCGAGGGCGAGCUGAGUGUCCAGGUGUCCCCAACUUUGCCCCCCACAAUCCUCACAUUUGCCAACGGAGGAGUCUCCAUGACCUACGACAAGGUGAAAGGUUCCGGUGGAGCCUCGGUGGCCCCACGGAUGACGCAGACGCAGAAGAGUCUGGAGGAGUGGUUGACGGAGAUAGAGAAUCUCACAACGGAACGCUUGGACCAGAUUGAGCGGCACUUGCAAAACUUGGAGUCAAAAGCCGAUGGUUUUGAGAAAAAACUGGACAUCAUCGAGUAUCUUCCACCCUUGGCAGUCGAGGGUGAAGCUGCUGGCUCUUGA
This is a messenger RNA of Cladocopium goreaui, 375 nucleotides long. The record is from the annotation of a GenBank genome assembly. Lineage: Eukaryota; Dinophyceae; Suessiales; Symbiodiniaceae.